AAAUCGUUAAUUACUUAAAUAAAAAUUAGCGAUGUUUGAAGAAUUCUGAGGAUUUUUUCAUUUUUAUGUUAAUCUACAAUUAACUAAUACGAGAAAAAUGAAAAAUCACGGCAAUAUAAAACGUUGACAUAAUUGAAGAUGAAUGCAAAAACUAAAUUCAACAGUUGUCGGUACACACGUCGGUGGUGCAGAGCGAGCGAGCAGAUUCAAUGCGUUUGGUAAACGCAUUGCAACGUUGAUUUUAAUCUGAAUAGUUUUCGCGACUCGCCGCCGCGUCUAGUGAGAGGGCGGGAACUCGCGAGGAUUAGUAUCGACAUUACAGCGCGGUCAAGCGUCCCAUAAGCGUUGACUGUCUUUAGCAAUCUUCAGUCAACGCUCGAUCUAGCUAUUGAAGCAAGCUUCUUGUCGAAGAAACCUACGUUUUGGAAAGUUGUUUACCUUUCGAUUCGCUACAGCUCUCGUCCCCUAGUGGGAUCGCGUUUGGAAAGGUUUUUCGUGAGUGUUGUGCCAGGAGAAAGACUAGUUGGUUUCGGGUGAUGUGGAAGGGAGCUCCGGAUUUUUCAUCGUCAAUUUGCUCGAAGAUGGUCUCUGGGAAGGAACUCUUGGACUGUAGCAAUAGAACAAGUGCUGAUGAAUCUUUCAAAAUCAGUAUGCUUCUAGGACAAAGGAAUGUGUUAGUUGUGAUGAAGCGAUAUGGUAAGUACCAAUGGCAGGCAAACGUCAUAGUUGGCUUACCGACAACUGCCGGGUGCGUGGCCAGUAAGUGAUUUGACUGCUGCUGACGACGCACCUCAUUGGACGUAAACCUUCUUUGUUUUGAAGUCUUCCACCGUUUCGGUCAUUUGGAACUUUUGUCGGCGGGUAGGAUUGGAGAGGAGCUUCCCGUUUGUGAAGUCCCAGAAGAGAAACCGAAUUCUUUCGUGACUUUACAUGGAAAGAGCUAAAGAAUUUGUUGACUUCAUUUCACCUGUGGAAGUAGGAUCCAUUGAUUCCUCGUAUUAGGACAAAUACUGCUGCAUCCUUCGGUAUCGAAAUGCUUGUGGUGGAAAGGAAAGUGUUAAUUGCGUUGAUACAGCACAGCAGGUACAUUAGGAAGGCAUUGGUUAUGAUUGACUUGUAUACAACUUUGGGGGAGGUUUUAUAGCCGAGUAGGAUUGGAAAGGAACCCCAAGUUUGUGGCGUGCCAGGAGGGAAAGCAUCCUUUUGUGAUAUCUGGGUAGUAGUGUUGGAUCGUUCGGCGUUGGUUUUCCUGUAGGAAUAGGAACCCUCGAUUUGUGUCAUUGGAGCAGAAACUGCUGUAUUUUGCGAUAUCCGUAUGCUUGUGGAACAAGAGGAAAUGCUGGUUGUUUUGAUUCGAGACAGUGGGUACGUUGGAAUACGUUAGAAACUCAAAGUUUAUGAUUGACUCGCACCCAUGCUGUUUGUUACUCACGUGAUUGCUUCGCGAAUUGGACGAACUUGAGCACCUUGCAUAGCAUCAAUCAAUACAUCUGUUUUACGAUAUAUUGAAAAUUUUAUAAGGCAAUCACUGUCGGUAGCGAUUACCGAUGAUUCGACGAGCUUUGUCCUUCUAACCUCACAAGCGGACGACGAGCUGGUGAGUGAACACCCGAUAUUUCGAUCAUCGAUCAAGUCGACAAACAUGUCGCACUAUUCAGAGUUUUAUUACCAAGAUUAUUUAUGUUCGUUCAUGGAACUAAGAGUGCUAUCACAAGGGCAUGUAAAAUACAACACACAUCCCAGCAAUGACGAUUCCGUCACUUCUAUUCUGUGCCGCCAUUGUGUUGACUUGCCACUAGACGGGCUCCGAUAUCAGCUGCCAGCGCGGCAAGCGGUAGCCAUGAGGCCGCUGUCCCAUGGACUCCGUAUUCGUUGCGGAGUUAUUCCGGUCAACCGAUCCGCAAUCUAGGGUUUUUCCAAGAGCCAAUCAGCAGCGCUCCGGCAUUCUCGACUCCGGGCUUUCUUAAAUGCCGUUCUCCCAUGGUCCGAAAUUUUUACGGACGUAACAAUGUUCUGCCAAUUGCAGUGUCUCCUUCUGGUGCACAAUUCGAAAUGCACGAUUUUGAUUUGAUGAUGAGGUUCCGAGAGCGUACAGUCCGCAAUCAUGUGCCAGACGAACUUGAAAACACCGGACCAUAUCCGUAAAAGCAAAAAGACAACACAAAUAUUGACAGCACAUAUCAACAGAAGAAUAAUAACAAACGAGAAGAGCGAGCAUUAAAGUGACGUGAACACGAACAGCAUUACCUCAACCGUUAACUGAAUCAUCAGUCAACGCCUCAACUCUAUUACAGAGUAUUAUCAAUUCAUUACCUGCGUGAUAAUAAUGGAUGCAGAAACUUUAUUGAUAUCCAUCUCUGUUUUGUGGAUAAAGUGGCGUAAAAUUCGGCAGCCUUCGCAGCAGCGAAUUAUGCGCAGAAAGUUGUUGAAGUUAUUGACGAUGCACGAAUUUAUGGAGGCUGAAGAACACCAACGACCUCGCAGAUUUUGGGUGCGACCGAUAUUUGAAUUGGAAAGUCGACUUCGCCAGGGUGCAAGCAAUAACUUAGUUCGAGAGAUGCUGUUACAUGAUCAUGAGAAGUAUAUUACCUAUUUUCGAAUGACGCCUGAAUGUUUUGAAAAGUUGCUGGCUCUCACAAGACCCAACUUGACAAAAAAGACGGUAGUGCGUACUCCAAUCUCAGCUCGUACUCGACUCGAAAUCGUACUGCGUUAUCUGGCAUCCGGGGACAGUAUGGUAUCAAUUUCAUUUGCCUUUAGAAUCGGAAACAAUACUGCAUCUAAAAUUAUUGCUGAAGGUUGUGAAGAAAUUUGGCGAUGUUUAAAAGACACAGUAUUCUUGGUUGACAACGCAGAGAAUUGGACAUCUGUAGCAGAAGAUUUUGAAGCAAAAUGGAAUGUUCCGAAUUGUAUUGGGGCUAUUGAUGGGAAACACGUCACGCUGCAAGCUCCAGCAAAUAGUGGUUCCACAUUUUAUAACUAUAAGGGCAGUCACAGCAUAGUACUGCUGGCGUGUAGUGAUGCGCACUAUCGCUUCACAUUAGUGGAUAUUGGAGCAGAAGGUCGUCAGAGCGAUGGCGGGGUCUUCAGAAAUAGUGAGAUGGGUGGUACGUUUGAGGGAGAUCGGUUUCAACUACCUUCAUCUCGAGCUGUUAGCAGUGAUGGACCAAUCUUGCCAUAUGUUCUUGUGGCUGAUGAAGCUUUUCCGCUCACAGAAUACAUGAUGAGACCUUAUCCUCGAAGCCGUGCAUUAGAUCGGAGAAAAAAAGUCUUUAAUUACCGGCUCAGUAGGGCUCGCAGAGUGGUUGAAAGCGCAUUUGGUAUUCUUGCAGCAAAAUGGAGGAUCUUUCGUAAGCCAAUUGAGGCAUCUGUACCCACUGCUAAGAAAAUUGUGCAAGCAGCGUGUUGCCUCCAUAAUUAUAUAUUAUCGUACGAGGCAGAAACGCCUUUGCGGCCAAGAUUUUAUUCAACUUUAAGCACUGAUGAACGGUGUGCAACCUCCUUUGGGCUUUCUGACAUCCAAUAUCUUGGACCACACACACGCAGUCGACAUGCAACACAGAUAAGGGAAGACUAUGCUACCUUUUUCGAAGGCGCAGGUGCAGUUCCCUGACAAUGGGAGAGAGCAAUGCAGAACGAUUUUUAAAACAUUGUUAAAUGAUUCGGCUUGUGCAAAAACUUGGUUCGUCUACCGCUUGCUUACCCAAUAGCUCUAAAUCUAUAAAUAUGUAUCAAUAAAUUGUUUU
Messenger RNA from Athalia rosae (coleseed sawfly), 3746 nucleotides. RefSeq names its product protein ALP1-like. The transcript has 3 exons. Bases 2327 to 3613 code for a protein of 428 amino acids. Lineage: Eukaryota; Metazoa; Arthropoda; Insecta; Hymenoptera; Athaliidae. The record is from RefSeq and is a predicted model, not a curated record.